Messenger RNA from Cryptosporidium ubiquitum, 1704 nucleotides. Its product is annotated as WD repeat-containing protein. The transcript has a single exon. Gene Ontology annotation, molecular function: protein binding. NCBI's taxonomy places the organism in Eukaryota, Apicomplexa, Conoidasida, Eucoccidiorida, Cryptosporidiidae. Gene Ontology annotation, cellular component: site of double-strand break; nucleus. The record is from RefSeq and is a predicted model, not a curated record. Gene Ontology annotation, biological process: regulation of DNA double-strand break processing. The coding region runs from base 1 to 1704 and encodes 567 amino acids.
AUGAAAUCUAACAAAAGUCUUUCCCUUGUAGACUACUCAUCAUCUAGCCAAAGUGAGGAUGAUGAAAAAAGUACUGUAAAACAAUGUAAAAAACCAAAUACGGAAGUCAAAAACAAAUCAGACUCACAAAAUCUCAAAGAUUUCAAUGCUAAUACCAGAACUGAACAAGAUAUCCACCAAAUAAGAUCCAAACUAAUAAUUGAGAAAGAACAUGAGGAUAGUGAUGAAGAAGAUGGAAUCAAUAGCCUCUCCAAUAUUAUGAACCUGCGUAAAAAAAUGGAAAGUAUAAUAGGAGAUUCAGUUAUUGAGUAUCCAGUAAAACACUAUGUACAGUUCAGAAAAAAUGAAGAUAUCCCAAAUCAAGAUUUAGAAGAAAACUGUAAAAUAAAACCAGUAACGACUAUAUCUGUCUCUAAUAAAGGUAAUCGGAUGAUUUGUGGUGUGAUUAAUGGAGAAAUUGAAAUUUAUGAUUUCAGUAAUUUAUAUGAAAAUGAUAUGAACCCAAAUAAAGUUAUUUGUCCAUUAGAAAAUCAUUCAAUACAGAAAGUUGAAUUCAAUGAAAAUGGGAACCUUUUUCUUGCAGCUUGUGGUGAUUCUGUAUGUAGAAUCUUUCAAAGUAAUGGUGAAUUUAUUACAGGUACCGUACAAGGUGAUCCAUAUGUUAAGUCUGUUAAAUCAAAUCCUGGACAUACACAUAUGAUUCUAAACUGUAAAUGGGACCCUGGAAAUGCUAACCGUUUCUUAACUUGUUCAAUUGAUAAUACAAUCCGUCUUUUUGAUCUUAAUAGUGACCCAUUUGGAGUUGAUAGAUAUAUUCCAAGUACAUUUGUUAUGAAAUGCUUAGAUAAGAGAAAUUUAAACAUAUCUUCCAUUCAAGCAAAUUCUUUGUGUAUUUCUUCUUUUGGAGAAAAAGUUGCAGUUUCUUGUACUGAUGGAUCUAUUCAAAUUUUUUCAAGAAAUAGUAAUUCAUACUCGGAAACUCCUUCCAUUAUUAUUAGGGAUGCACAUAAAUUUGACAAAAAUGCAAACAUUAAGAGCAUAUCUGAUAUCACUUUUGUCAAAUAUAACCUGAACCAAGAUACUUACUUAGCAAGUAGAGGAAUUAUUGACAAAUCUGUAAAGAUUUGGGAUAUCAGAAAGACCAAUAUUGCUUUGAAAACAAUUAAUAACCUUCCAAGUGAUGGAAAUGAAAAUUCGAGACUUGUACUUUCAAAAUGUGGAACAAAUAUUGUUACAUCUUCAACUUUGAUUAAAGAUGAGAUAAGUAAUGUUAAAAACAGCUUCAACGGUAAAAAUAUCAGUAAUCAUGCAAAAAGUUCCUUGGUUUCAUUUCAAAUAGAUUCUCUAAUAAAUUCAGCUGAAAGUAAUUUUCAUAAAUUAAUUACUCUUAAUAAUAAGGUCAUUUCAACAUUUGAAUGGUCUCAUGAAAUUAAUCAAAUUUUUGUUGCUCUCAAUAACUCAAGUAUUAUUGCUUAUUAUGAUGAUCAACUUGAAAAUAAUCCAAGUAAUAAUGGAAUUCUAUCUGCUUUUGGAAAGAAAAGAAAAUACCAAUUCCAAGGAUUUUCCAAUGCAUCUUUGGAAACUUAUAAUAUUGAAGAACUUCCAGAUGGUUUUAAGGAGACUAAGAGUGGGGAAAUUAAAUAUGUUGGGUCAAGCUUAAAGAAGAAAUCCAAAUUGUAUGCUCCAAAGCAUCCCAACUUAUAA